AAAUACAUCGACAUUAACAAUUACAACAACAGUAACAUCCACACUGACAUCAACGCCGGCCGGCGAGCGACAAAACGAAAGCGAAACUUCAUUCGUGUCGGGUUUACUUGGAAACGUCGAGUUUUUUUUUUGCUUCAAUAGAACAGUUCUUUGCAGCGCGGAGUUGUGCCACCGCAAGGGCUUGGAAAAUGCUUCCCCAAGACAGGAAAAUUCUGAGGCAACAUACACGCCAGAACCAGAACCAGAAUCCGAACGCGACAGCGGUCUCGCGGCGUUCCAGGUUUAACGGCACCUAUCAGCACUCCAAGAUGAACAGCAGCUCGAAGGCGGACCCCAUCUCGCUGAGCUUCCACGACUCCUGCCUGCGGAUGUCGGACGUGCAGCUGCUGCACGGUCCCCACUGGUUGAAUGACCAGAUCCUGAGCUUCUACUACGAGUAUCUGUCGCACGUGAAGUACAAGACCAACAAUGACUUGCACUUCAUUGCCCCGGAGGUGACACAGUGCAUGAAGUACAUGGACGACCAGGAGCUGGAGCUCCUGCUUGGCCAGAGCAAGGCCACUAACAAGCCGUUCAUCUUCUUUGCGCUGAACGACAAUGAGAGCACCGAGGCCGGCGGCACCCACUGGUCGCUGCUGGUCUUCUCGCGUCCAGAGAAGACCUUCUAUCACUUUGAUUCGUACGGGAACAACAACACGAGCAAUUCCGUGGAGCUGAUGAACAAGAUCAAGGAGCUGCUGGGCCAGCGUCAGGCCAAGUUCCGGCCCAUGCGCUGCCUGCAGCAGGCAAAUGGCUACGACUGCGGCAUCCAUGUCAUCUGUAUGACCGACCACAUUGCCGACUACCUGAACAGGUACGAGAUGAUUGAUGGGCUGCCGCCGCUGCAUAUUGACGCCGUAAAGGCCAAGCGCACCGAGCUGCUGAAACUGAUCCUCUCACUGGGCGGCAAGGGAUAGAAGCUUCUCCCUGCAUCGAGCCAGACUAGUAUUAAGAGACCAAAUUACGGAAUGUAACACCACGCGCGCUCUUUGGAAGAGGCGAAGACACCUGGAGACAUGUGAAUAUGAUAUCCUUGAUAUUGCUAAUUUUAAUUUGUUUAGUUUUGCUCGCCAAGUAAGGAUGUUUACUUGGAGGGCUGUGCCAGGCACAAACACACACACAUACAGAAUAGAAAACAAUGGCACCCCAUGGAGGCGGUGCCUCCACAUAACUAAGUUUGGUCUUGCAAAUAAAGAUUUGUUUACAACCGA
Drosophila kikkawai is the source of this 1250-nucleotide messenger RNA. RefSeq names its product Deneddylase 1 (gene Den1). NCBI's taxonomy places the organism in Eukaryota, Metazoa, Arthropoda, Insecta, Diptera, Drosophilidae. Gene Ontology annotation, molecular function: deNEDDylase activity; cysteine-type peptidase activity. The record is from RefSeq and is a predicted model, not a curated record. Gene Ontology annotation, biological process: protein deneddylation; proteolysis.